UCAUCAAGCUACAGAAUUCUCGCCAGCCACGAUCAGGACCCAUAGACAGUCGCCAUGUCAACCACCGACUCAUCGGAGGCGCAGAAGCAAAUGAUUGGUGAGCGUUUGUACCCUCUCGUCUCCCAAAUGCAACCGGAACUUGCUUUUGCUACAAAGAUUACUGGAAUGUUGCUAGAACUUGACAACACAGAGUUAUUGCAUUUGUUGGAAUCUCGAGAAUCAUUGGAGGCGAAAGUAGAAGAAGCGGUUGCUGUGUUGCAAGCUCGUUGGACUAUGCACUCGGAACAUGUUGUCACGGAUCAAAGCAAAGACCCAUUAACAGCCGCCAUGUUGGCCUCUGUUCCACCAGAUAAACAGAAGCAGAUCAUUGGCGAACGCUUGUUUCCUCUUAUCUCUAAGAUAUGUCUGGAAUAUGCUGGUAAAAUCACAGGGAUGAUGUUAGAAAUUGACAACUUAGAGCUGCUGCAUUUAUUGGAAUCCCGAGAGUUUUUGGAGGCAAAGGUCAAAGAAGCAAUUGCUGUGCUGGAAACUCACAAGCAUUGAUUAGUUUUAAAUUCAGUUCAAAUUAUUCAUAUUAAAGUUUUUUUUCAAUCUUAAAAACCAUGUGCCUAAAAAUCUGUUACUUUAAUGAAACCAACCUCAGAUAAUGUAGAUUUAUAUUUGUCAAAAUCAUGAUCUUUGGAGGUAAGGUGGGGCCACAUUAGGGGGUCAAAUUUUACCUAGGAAAGUUUUUAAAAUCAUUUUCAUAAACUCAAAUGUUAUAACAUUUGGUAUUAUAUGCAGUCAUCUUGACAUUUUGUUGAUUCUUAUUUGUUUAGACUGUAGCCCCUGUACAAUUUUUGGGCCCUACAAGGGGUUCAAAGUUUGAUGUAGUUUUAUGUUUAAAAUCUUCUCGAGAACUUUAAUAUGUGAUAUGACUUAGCUGCAGAUCUGUGGCCCCCGGUCUGAAAAAAAUUCGGAUGGACAACGUCUCAUUAAUUGCCAAUGGUAUUCUUUUAAACACCAUCACCAACUACGUAAAGAAGAGGUGGUGCAUUUUGUUUACACGAAAAAAUGGCGACUCCCGAUGUGAAUUGAACAUACUUCAUUUUCCAAGUUCCGUUGGCGUGUUUCGGAGAAAGUCUGAGGCAAAUAAAGAUACAAUAUCAGUAGUAAAUUGAAUAAAGAAUUAAAUGGUCCCAAUUUUCCCCCUAAAGAAUUUGUGUGUAAAUAAGGUUAUUCAAUCGAAAACUAGCGCCAUUUUUGUGCGCUGUAAAUUGCAGUUGUUUAUUUUGGGAUGCACUGUAGCUCCCAGGUCGUCCACCCGAAUUUUUUCAUACCGGGAGCUACAGGUCAUCCAAAAGGGGCUUAAUAUUUAACAUGAGAAUAUCCGAAUAAAAAGUCAUUUUAUACAAGAUCUAUACUACUACAUUGUCCAAAAAAUUUGUAUAUGACCCUAUAGAGCUAGUUUUAUUAUGAUUACGGUUGCACAGGUAAGUGAUGUGGCCCAUGGGCCUCUUAUUCCCAUUUUAUUCACGGCGUUGCAUUCCUUCUAGAUUAUAACUGAAUGACAAUAAACACAGUUUGUAAAUCAAAGUAAAACACAUAUUCAUAAGUAUUUUAUUAUUUUAUUUAUCUAUAUUCUAAUCUAUUGAGUACACAAGACAAAAGAAGAUAACAUUGUUUUUGAAAAAUUCUAAAAGCAAAUAAAAAAUAUUUAAUGCCAUGCACUAUCAAAGCAGAAAAAUAUAUUGCUAUAUAUUGCUAUGUACCUGUAGUGAAAUACAUGUACAACAAUUACAAUUUAUUUUUAAAAAUAAUUUGCAUGUCAUAUUUAUGAUGUGAAUGCAACUUUUAUGGCCCUGUCUAAAUAGGGGGCAGAAUGUUUUGCGCCAAUCGGUUGCUAGGUUUGUUGUCCGAUCAACAAUAAGUUCAAAAUUAGUAUACAAAAACUCAAUAAGAAGUGUAUGACCCUUCUUAAUUUUGAGGUCACAAAGGCAAGGUCGAACUUAUAUUGAAACGAAUAAUUAUGGUGCAAUACAAUUAUUAGACUGUGAGGACCGUUUGCUUGUUUUCUUCUUAUACCUUGUGAAAAAUUUACUCAUUGCAGUUUGCCACGUGGGUAAAUAAUUUGGAUACAUCAAAGAAAAUGUUAAAAAAAAAAAACCCACCUGCACGCAUUAUCUACCUAUACUUUUACAUGUAGACAUUGAUAAGUUUUGACAAUAUAAGAUUGAAUUUUUUAAAAUAAUAAACUGUUGAUAGGAGGCUAGUUGUACAAAUAACUACAGUAUAAUCAUUUAAAUUCGUGGGGGCCAAUUUUCGUGGAUUGUGAGUUUUUUUAUUCAUUCGCGGGGAUGUUAUUUCGUGGAUGCGUCAAACUGUUUCAGUAACAAAGAUAACUCUUUCUAAAAUUAUUUUCAUUGGGGAUUUAGAUUCGUGGGGGGGGGGGG
Magallana angulata is the source of this 2432-nucleotide messenger RNA. Its product is annotated as polyadenylate-binding protein 4-like. The transcript has a single exon. The coding region runs from base 55 to 543 and encodes 162 amino acids. Gene Ontology annotation, biological process: protein polyubiquitination; regulation of double-strand break repair; DNA damage response. Gene Ontology annotation, cellular component: nucleus. NCBI's taxonomy places the organism in Eukaryota, Metazoa, Mollusca, Bivalvia, Ostreida, Ostreidae. Gene Ontology annotation, molecular function: RNA binding. The record is from RefSeq and is a predicted model, not a curated record.